CCCCGGUACCGACUCAGGAGUGAGCGGUGCUCCAGAGGGCGCACUUGAAGGACCACGAGCUAAGGAGACAGACCCCGUUAGAUUUGGCUGGAUGACGGGAGUCAUGGUCCGUUGCAUGCUGAAUAUUUGGGGAGUGAUCCUGUUCCUCCGCCUCUCGUGGAUCACAUCUCAGGCGGGCAUUUUGUUGACCUGGCUUAUUAUCCUGAUGUCUGUGAUGGUGACCUCAGUCACUGCCCUCUCCAUCUCUGCCAUCGCCACCAAUGGGAGGGUGACCUCGGGCCCUGAAAUUGGUGGUCCGAUUGGGGUGGUGUUUUCCUUCGCCAACGCCCUGGCCUGUGCACUCAACACCGUCGGCUUCGCAGAGGUGGUCCGUGAUUUAAUGCAGGAGUUUGGCGUCGUCAUGGUCGACCCAAUCAAUGACGUCCGUAUUGUGGGUGUGGUCACGGUGACUGUUCUUCUACUCAUUUCAUUGGCUGGAAUGGUGUGGGAGUCCAAGGCCCAGAUUCUGUUCUUUAUAGUUCUUUUGGUUUCGUUGGCCAACUACUUGGUGGGCACAUUCUUACCCUCCGAUCAAGAGAAACAAGCCCAGGGCAUCUUUGGAUACCAUCGUGAUAUCCUCAUAUCGAACCUGAAACCCGACUGGAGAAGACCCGAGGACAACUUCUUCCAGAUGUUUGCCAUUUUCUUCCCUUCCACCAUCGGCAUCCUGUCUGGGGCCAACAUCUCCGGAGACCUCAAGGACCCUGCUACCGCUAUCCCCAAAGGCACCCUCAUGGCCAUUUUCUGGACUACAGUCAGCUAUUUAGUCAUCCCUGUAACCGUUGGGUCAUGUGUGUUGCGGGACGCCUCCGGUAAUACGAGUGACAUUCUGACUGGAAACAUCACCGACGGCUGUGUGGGUCUGGGGUGUAACCUGGGCUGGAACUUCACGAAGUGCAUCCAGUCACAGUCCUGUGAAUAUGGUCUGGCCAACAAUACAAAGGUGCUGGGCCAAGUUUCAGGUUUCUACCACCUCAUCACCGCUGGUGUCUUUGCAGCCAGCUUGUCGUCUGCCCUCGGCUUCCUCGUCUCCGCCCCUAAAGUCUUUCAGUGUCUAUGCAGAGACAAGAUCUACCCCUACAUUGGAUUCUUUGCAAAAGGUUAUGGGAGAAAUGAGGAGCCGCUGCGCGCCUAUUUGCUCGGCUACAUCAUCGCGGUGGCUUUCAUUCUCAUCGCUGAGCUGAACACCAUCGCGGCCUUGAUCUCCAACUUCUUCCUGUGUUCCUACAGCCUCAUCAACUUCAGCUGCUUCUACGCCUCCAUCACCAACUCGCCCGGCUGGAGGCCGUCCUUCCACUACUACAGUAAGUGGGCGGCUCUGUUUGGAGCCGCGGUCUCUGUGGUGCUGAUGGUCCUGUUCACCUGGUGGGCGGCGCUCACCACCUUCGCCAUCAUCCUCUUCCUCUUCGGAUACGUCCACUACAACAAGCCCAAGGUCAACUGGGGUUCUUCAGUGCAGGCGGGGACCUACAACAUGGCGUUGUCAUACUCCGUCUCUCUGGCCGGCGUCGAGGAUCACGUCAAGAACUUCAGACCGCAGUGCCUGGUCCUGACCGGGCCCCCGAACCAGCGCCCGGCCCUGGUGGACUUCGUGGGCUCCUUCACCAAACACAUCGGCCUCAUGAUCUGCGGAGACAUCGUCACGGAGCAGGACGCGCCGACUCGGCCGCCAGAGGCCGCCGACUUGUCGGCGAAGUGGAUGAACGGGAGGAAGGUGCGCUCCUUUUACACACCUCUCAACGCCGACAGCCUCCGAGUCGGAGCUCGCCACCUGCUGCAGGCUUCUGGUCUCGGCAAGCUGAAGCCCAACACCCUGGUCCUGGGCUUCAAGGCCAACUGGAGGGACAGUUCGCCUGAAAGCAUCGAAGAUUACAUCAACACCAUAUACGAUACCUUCGACGCCAACUACUGCUUGUGCAUCCUGAGGAUGACGGACGGGCAGGACGUCUCUGACCACUUUGACUUUGAAGUGAACCAGGGCUUUGAGCACGACGACCAGCAAUCUCCUGAGAGGGAAUCCGCGGACGACGUCUCCGACAAAGGCGACGUGGAUCAGAUGGAGACGGUGUUCCAGAGCGACCAGGGGAAGAAGACCAUCGACGUCUACUGGAUCGCUGACGACGGAGGUCUCACCCUGCUGGUUCCGUACCUGCUCACCAGGAGGAAGCGCUGGCACCGCAGUAAGAUCCGGGUCUUCAUCGUGGGGGACGAACAGAACAUGGAGGAAGGCCGCAACGAGAUGAUCGCACUGCUGAAGAGGUUUCGCUUGGAUUGUAGCAACGUUACGGUGAUGACGGACAGCGAGCGCCAUCCGGACGCCAAAAACCUCAGGAGGUUUGUGGACAGCGUCGCCCCCUUCAGGCUGCACGAUGAACCGCAGGAAGACGUCUCGGUUCAGGGACGAAGCGCCCCGUGGAAGAUAUCAGACAAGGAGUUUGAGGCCUUCAGACUUAAGUCUGAGCGGACAGUGCGGCUGAAUGAAAUCCUGCGGAGUUAUUCCCAACACGCCGCUCUGGUGCUCGUGAGCCUUCCGGUCCCACACAGAGACUGCACCAGCGCCCUGUACAUGGCCUGGCUGGAGACCCUGACCUGUGGCCUCCACUGCCCCGCGGUGCUGAUACGAGGGAACCAGCAGAACGUGCUCACGUUCUACUGCCAGUGA
Cyclopterus lumpus (lumpfish) is the source of this 2701-nucleotide messenger RNA. Its product is annotated as solute carrier family 12 member 3-like. Gene Ontology annotation, cellular component: membrane. Gene Ontology annotation, molecular function: sodium:potassium:chloride symporter activity. The transcript is spliced from 25 exons. Gene Ontology annotation, biological process: cell volume homeostasis; potassium ion homeostasis; chloride ion homeostasis. The coding region runs from base 92 to 2701 and encodes 869 amino acids. Lineage: Eukaryota; Metazoa; Chordata; Actinopteri; Perciformes; Cyclopteridae. The record is from RefSeq and is a predicted model, not a curated record.